Suricata suricatta (meerkat) is the source of this 5167-nucleotide messenger RNA. It is a transcript of the gene ZNF7, whose product is annotated as zinc finger protein 7. The transcript has 5 exons. The coding region runs from base 569 to 2671 and encodes 700 amino acids. Gene Ontology annotation, molecular function: DNA-binding transcription repressor activity, RNA polymerase II-specific; RNA polymerase II cis-regulatory region sequence-specific DNA binding. The record is from RefSeq and is a predicted model, not a curated record. NCBI's taxonomy places the organism in Eukaryota, Metazoa, Chordata, Mammalia, Carnivora, Herpestidae. Gene Ontology annotation, biological process: negative regulation of transcription by RNA polymerase II.
UAGGUGCCCUGCACCGCCGCCCAGCUUCAGCGGUGCCCGCGGCCUGGACCACGUGCCCCAACCACCCAGACAAUACCUGCUGUCUCCACUCGGCUCUUCUGCCCUCCUCCCCAGCUAGCCGCUCCUCCGUGCCCACUCCGCCCGUGGUCCGGGCGUCUCCGUUGUCCGGUGCCUGGAACGUGCCCAGCGGGAGCCGCCUUCUGUGGAAAAGCCCGGGCACAGAUCCGGUGUGGGGUCCAGCGUCCCUGAGGUGGGGGGGGGGGGUCAGGCCCGGGCGACCCCAGGCUCUCCACCCGCUUUGCCAGGAUCCUCUCCACCCUUUGGCCUGCAAAUGCUCCACCAUCCCAGUCUGGGAGACGCCGGACCCGCUCCUCCCUCGACCCCAGCCCCGCCCCUUCUGCGCCAGGGCGGCGCGGCUGGGAACCAUCGAGACAGCCGAGCCUCCGAGCCGCCCAGAACGGCCGGAAGUCCGUGAGAAGAAGCGGGAGCGUGAGUCCGAGGCCCGUUUCCGGUUUUGUCCCGCUUUUCGUCCUCGGGCGGCCCAUUGGGAGGGUAUCACCCAGGACACAUGGAUGCCCACCCACCGAGCCUCAUGGUUUCUCUGGGGUGCUGGUGUAUGUCUUUUCAGGAGGCUGUGACGUUCGGUGAUGUGGCCGUGCACUUCUCGAGGGAGGAGUGGCAGUGUCUGGACCCUAGCCAGAGAGCCCUCUACAAGGAAGUAAUGCUGGAGAACCACAGCAGUGUGGCUGGACUAGCAGGAUUCCUGGUCUUCAAGCCUGAGCUGAUCUCCCGGUUGGAGCAGGGGCAGGAACCAUGGGUCCUUGACCUGAAGGGAGUCGAGGAGAGAGAGGUGGCAAGGACCUCCUUUACAGAUUCUGCAGUUGGGAUUGUGAGUGAGCAGCUCUGUGAGGACAUGGAUGUUCUAAAAUCAGAACCCUGUAUGGCCUUGGUCAGACGUUCCCCACAAGGUUUUCCUCAGAAUUUUGGCUUUACAGACACCUCUGAUUCUGAGGUCUGGUCAGAGAAUAAGCCAAGUUCCCUCUUCCAGAAAACCUGUUUAAACACUGGGACCGUGACUCCCAAGAAGACCUUCACCAAGGAGGGUGCCCACGGACGUGGCAAGCUGGAGAGCAGUGGCGUACUGGGUUGUCACCCUGACAAAAGUGAGGGAGGUACUGCAGAAGGGACAUCCCGAAGUUGUGAUAUGUGUGGCAGGAGAUUCAGAUCUACUUCGGACAUUGGUCUGCAUCAGGAACUUAAUACACCGAAGAAAACUAACAGAUGUCCAGAAUGUAAAAAAACAUUACCUAAUUGCUUACAGGGGAAAUCUCGAAGUAACUGGUAUGGAGAGAAGCCGUAUGAAUGUGAGGAAUGUGGGAAAGUCUUCAGGUUGUGCUCACAGCUUAAUCAGCAUCAGAGAAUCCACACUGGAGAGAAGCCAUUCAAAUGCGUUGAGUGUGGAAAAGCCUUUCGUCUGAGCUCAAAACUCAUUCAGCAUCAAAGAAUUCAUACUGGAGAGAAGCCCUACAGGUGUGAGGAGUGUGGAAAGGCCUUUGGUCAGAGCUCCAGCCUCAUCCACCACCAGAGGGUCCACACGGGAGAGAGGCCCUAUGGCUGUCGGGAGUGUGGGAAGGCCUUCAGCCAGCAGUCUCAGCUGGUCAGACACCAGAGGACCCACACUGGAGAGAGGCCCUACCAGUGCCAGGAGUGUGGAAAGGCCUUCAGCCAGAGCUCAACCCUCGCUCAGCACCAGCGGAUGCAUGCAGGAGAGAAACUUCAGCUUCCAAGAAGCCCAGGUAGUCCCAGCCACGUUCCACAUCAGAGAAUCCAUGCUACAGAGAAACCAUUUAAGUGUGAUGAGUGUGGGAAGGCCUUCAGAUGGGUGUCUCGCCUUAGUCAGCAUCAGCUAACCCACACUGGAGAGAAACCUUACAAAUGCAAUAAGUGUGCAAAAGCGUUUGGUUGUAGCUCACGGCUUAUUCGCCACCAGAGAACUCACACUGGAGAAAAACCAUUUAAGUGUGAUGAGUGUGGGAAAGGUUUUGUCCAGGGCUCACACCUAAUUCAACAUCAGAGAAUUCACACCGGAGAGAAACCCUACGAAUGUAGUGACUGUGGAAAAGCCUUCAGCCAGAGCUCAAGUCUCAUUUACCAUCAGAGAAUCCAUAAGGGAGAGAAGCCCUACGAAUGUGUCGAAUGUGGAAAAGCUUUCAGUAUGAGCACACAGCUCACGAUACAUCAAAGGGUCCACACUGGGGAGAGACCCUAUAAGUGUACUGAAUGUGGGAAAGCCUUCAGUCAAAACUCAACCCUUUUCCAACACCAGAUAAUUCAUGCAGGAGUGAAGCCCUAUGGCUGUAGUGAGUGUGGGAAAGCCUUCAGCCGGAGUUCCUAUCUUAUUGAGCAUCAGAGGAUCCACACUCGUGCCCAGUGGUAUCAUGAAUACGGGAAUACACUGGAAGCUGCUACCCAUGUGAGCCGUAGAAAAGUCAGCACUGUAAAGAAACUGCAUAAAUGUAAUGAAUGUGAGAAAAUAUUCAGGUGGCGCUCACAUCUAAUUAUUCAUCAGAGAAUUCACACUGGAGAGAAACCUUACAAAUGUAAUGAAUGUGGCAAAGCAUUUAAUCGGAGCUCACGGCUGACUCAGCAUCAGAAAAUUCACAUGGGAUAGACCACCUGUCUUUAUAAACCUGUAUAAAUGUGAAUAAACCUACAGCCUUAACCUUAUGUAUAUUAUAUGGGAUCGUUUAUGCUGAUAAGAAUUUAGAUUGUGGGGAUAGAUUCCGAAUUGCUCCCUUAAGAAUGAAAAUGUCUAAAUUCACACAAAGUGGAUAUUUCUUUGCUGGAAUGUGUGACCUUAUCCCACUCAGCACAGCCUGUGUCCCUCAAGUCAGGGUGCACAUGUGUAGACUUUUGAGUUCACAGAAGAUCCCAAGUCCUGUGGAUGAGGAAGAAUCAUGGGAAAAGGCCCGUGAGCUCUGCCAGAUGAGUAGCUUAGAAGUUGCCCUGAGCACCAAUUCCUCAAACUGGCUUCAGCAGGAAGGAUGUGUUAGCCCGUGUUAGCAGAAGCCAGAGAAAUCUGCCUAGAACUCCUUUCUCCUGCCUUCUUCACCUGACUCCUUUUCUUCCAAGUCAGUCCCCAUCAGAGCAACUGGGGAUACAGCCAGAGGGCCUGGCACCAGCCUCUUCAGACAGGAGCUUGAAUCAGUGCAGGCACUCCAGGAAUAGCACCUGCAUCCAGGGACCUGGUCUGUGACUCUGGGGUGUCACCGUCCUCCAUGAAAUCCAGAGUCUGCUUAUCUGAGCAUUGUUAACAGGGUGAUGAUAAGAAUUGAACUGUGUGGGACAGCUUGCCCCCACCCCGCCCCUGCCCCACUGAGACCCAAGCCAGCGUCUCCAGUGGAACCCAGUGCAGACUUGGCCUCAGCACUGCGGAAACCGCUCAUGUGAGCCCACCGGAUGCCUCUGAAGGCCAGGCUGCUUACCGGAACUGCUACACAAACUGCCAGAACCGGGACGGUCUGCAAGCUGCAAGUGAGCCCAUUGCCUUUUCCCAGAGGCUGGUGGAGGUGGCGACAGACUGCUCACUGGCAGAAUGAAGCUAACCAGUGCUGAUGGUGGCCCUGCCCUCAGGGUCCUGGACCCACCAACUGUGAAAAAAUUCCAGGGGACCAGAAGUCUUACUCAGACUGGCUGCUACCCACAACCACUCACUCAAGACUUGCCGAUCUUUGGUAUCAUUGCCAGUUAUCAGAAGGGUGAAAUUUGGGCCAGAGACCCUUCCCCGUCCCAAUGGAAAGGCACAUUUCUCCCACAUACAGAAAGGUAACCCAAGGGACACUGGCCAGUCACUUCAGGAUUUAUUGCAAUGCUUGAUUUGGGUCACCAUCACCUGACAUGGUUAAGCCUGUGGGUAGGUCCCUGAGACACAGCCUCAAUGGCCAUGUGUGGUAUAGUCCAGCAGCAGGUUGUGGAUUUGAAUCAGGUGAAAAAUGGGCUGGCUGAUCCCUGUUUCUGCAUUGGGAGAUCCCACAACUUUCUGGCAUUAGGAACAGCAGAGUUCAGGAUGGUGAAGUCCAUGUGUUUGUGUUUCUAAUACGUGGACAGGAGAUCUCGGCCCUAUAGCAGGUCAGCCCAACUGCCACCCACUGCUGCUCAGCCAGGCACUACGUGUGAUGUGUUCUUAGGCCACAGUGCUAGUUCUAGGGAUACAGAUUGUCCCCCUGGCCUGUGCCUGCACCUUUGGAGGUGGUCCCACCCUGGGUGCCAGGACGCUGUGAAAUCAUUGUGCCCAUUUCAGUAGCUGUAACUGCCUCUCCAGCUGGACCUACUCCACCCAGAAGUGUCUCCAAAAGGGUCAGGGCAAGAGGACCAGAGAUUUUGUGGGCCCCCCCUUAGGAAGGCAGUUUGGUUACUGAAUGUGCCACUCCCAGAAAGGAACCCUCUCUCUGCCACUUCUGGGUAAUGAUGGGACAAAGGGGUGGAAAGUGACAUGAACGCUUCCGGAUUCCAGCCUGAGCACAGUGCUUUCUGCCCUCUAAUGGCAACCAAAGGUCAGCUAUAAAGGGCCUGAGGAUUCCACCUAAAUCUUCAGCACGUGGAUUCUCUCUUUGGAUUGACAUGUUUCUAGGUCAGGGGCUGGCAUAUUAUAGCCUACUGGCUAAAUGCUCUUUGCUGCCUGAGUUGAUGCAGCCUGUGAAGAUAUGCACGAGGCCAUUAGACUGGGUGGCUCUUAGGCCUUGGUGACUACACAAGAGACCAAAAUCUAAGCCAGAGUCCGUUACUGUAAAUGCACUCCUGUCUGAGAAAAUGAAACAAGAACACCUGAUCACAGUCAACUAAAUUUUCCCAAAUAAGGCAACUGCUUAAGCCAUAACCAGUGAGUUUCCUAGUUUUGCCUCUGAGUCUUCUCUGUGAACACCUCCCCCUUGUCUCCUGCUGGCACAGGACUCCUGAGGUUUCAAUGUGGUCCUGCCUGCUUCCUGGCCGUGUUUGUUCAAAUAAACCCUUCAAAAAUUUGAAGAACCUCAGUUUACCUCUUAAAAGGCCUAAAAGCUAAGAAGGGUUUUUACACUUUUAAAUGGGAAAAUGACUAUUUUUUGUGACAUUUGAAAAUUCUAUUGAAAUCAGAUUUCAGUGUGACCAAAUAAAGUUUAUUGGAACAGAG